Messenger RNA from Penicillium odoratum, 336 nucleotides. RefSeq lists its product as uncharacterized. The transcript has 3 exons. Lineage: Eukaryota; Fungi; Ascomycota; Eurotiomycetes; Eurotiales; Aspergillaceae. The record is from RefSeq and is a predicted model, not a curated record. Bases 1 to 336 code for a protein of 111 amino acids.
AUGAGGCAGGGCCAGAAGGAUACCGGUAUUGUUAUUCUUCUUAGUGACUCGGCUCACUCAACUCUUCCUUACCAAGGCCAGGGAAGUUGCAUGGCUAUUGAGUCUGGCAUUGCACUUGCAGCUGUUAUGCGUCACUGGAAGAAUGAUGACCUGGAGGGAGCGUUCCGCUACGAAGCUGGUAAGCUGGCGAGCUCAGACUCACCGAACGAAAUGACCGAAAAACUCAACUCUGAGGCUCUUGGAGAGCGGAUGAAGUUGAUUAUGAAGCAUAACGUGCUGGAGGACCUGAAGAUCAAGGGAGCCGAGCUUCUGAAUUUCCACGACUCCCGACUAUAA